Molecule: messenger RNA, 966 nt
Organism: Patella vulgata (common limpet)
Lineage: Eukaryota; Metazoa; Mollusca; Gastropoda; Patellidae
Product: probable 18S rRNA (guanine-N(7))-methyltransferase
Exons: 11
Coding region: 78-914 (278 amino acids)
Biological process (GO): rRNA (guanine-N7)-methylation
Cellular component (GO): nucleolus
Molecular function (GO): rRNA (guanine) methyltransferase activity
Source: RefSeq, a predicted model, not a curated record
GGGAUAUUUUCAAGUUUGUAGUAUACAAGGCCUAUUUCGUUUUAAUUUAGCCGAGUUCCAAAAUUUUAAUCCCCAGCAUGGCUUCCUCCGGCAGACCAGAGCACCAAGCUCCGCCUGAAAUUUUCUAUAACGACGAUGAAGCAAGAAAAUACUCGUCGAACUCGCGCAUGAUGGAAAUCCAACAACAAUUGUCAGAAAGAGCAUUGGAAUUAUUAGCUUUACCAGAAGAUAAACCGUGUUUUAUAUUAGAUGUUGGAUGUGGUUCAGGAUUAAGUGGUGAAUGUUUAACAGAAGAAGGACAUGUGUGGAUUGGUAUUGAUAUUAGUUCCAGUAUGUUAGAUGUGGCUGUGGAUAGAGAAGUAGAAGGAGAUUUAAUAUUAGGUGAUAUGGGAUAUGGUAUGCCAUUCAGACCAGGAACAUUUGAUGGAGUUAUUAGCAUAUCAGCAUUACAGUGGUUGUGUAACGCAGAUAAAAAAUACCAUCAGCCACAUAAAAGAUUAUUUAAAUUCUUUUCAACAUUAUAUGCUUCAUUGUGUCGAGGAGCAAAAGCUGUCUUUCAGUUAUAUCCAGAAAACAGUGCACAGUUAGAAUUAAUCACAUGUCAAGCUAUGAAAGCUGGCUUUACUGGGGGUUUAGUAGUAGAUUAUCCCAACAGUACAAAAGCUAAAAAGAUGUUUCUAUGUUUGUUUACAAGUGGGGGUAAUUGUACAUUACCUAAAGGUUUGGGUACUGAUGUAUCUGAUGAUCAAGUUGCUUAUAGUGAUAAAAGAGUAACAUUUGGAAAACUGAAAGGGAAAUCGGCUAAAAAGAGUCGUGAUUGGAUCAUAGAGAAAAAAGAGAGGAGGAGAAGACAAGGGAGAGAUACACGUCCAGACUCAAAAUACACUGGUAGAAAAAGAAAGCCACGAUUUUGAUUUUUUAGGUUUUUUUUUGUAAAAAGUGUAAAUAAAUGGAAAUAGACAAAAA